GUUUCGUGCACUGUCAAAAUGGUGUUCCAUGUGUUAGGUUUUAGCAUAGCGCAGCUGGAAUGACAGCUGACGUCGUCACCUGGCGUAAGAACCCCCGCCGUCCUGUCGUCUCUCUCCUUCCUCCACGCAUCCAAUUUCAUUUUGAUCGGUCCACAUCACCACAGCAGCCAUCGGAGCUCCACUUGGACGCCGGUUGUCUCCGCCUGGGAUUGUCCCCCUUUUUUCCCCCACACCAAACCCAGGUGCACACUUGUCCUCCUUCAGGAAUCUUUACAUUCAACGCGGGUUGAUUAGCUGCAUUAUCGUGGCGGGGGAGAAGGCAGCUAAAUAAGAGGAUGCCAGAAAGCGAGCAGAGGCGACGAUGUGACAGCUCGUCAUGAUGCAGCUGUUUCUCCAGCAGCCUUGCUUUUCAUUGUAAAAAAAAGAGGCUGUAAAAACAACCCCAGUUCAGCAAUCCACCAGAGGAAGACAACACCGCUUCUUUGUGUUGUGUUUAAAUCCAGCGACAUUUUUGGUCAUUUGUCUCGCAAGGCAACUUAGUGAAGUGCUGCUUCAUUUAUCACGGAUGCACAACCCCAGCUGAGGUGUAUCUCUUUGCACUUUGUCCAGGGGGUUCCAAGUGGGAGUGCGUGGAAUGCUGGCUCUCAAGCUCCAUGAGAUGCAUGGAAGGGCGUGAACUUGCAGACUCUUCAUAAACCCCCCACCCUCCUCUCAUCCUUAAAAAGAAAGCUCUUUUUUGUACAUUCAAACCCCGCUAUUGCAGUCUACACUCGGCCACCAUGGAUCUCAAAGCGGACUCAGAGGACCUGGACUACAAGAGACCGGCUCCCAUCGAGGUGUUCGCCAGUAGGUCCACGCUGCACGGCAUCUCGCACAUGUUCACCUACGAGCGCAUGUGCGUCAAGCGGACCUUGUGGAUCCUCUUCUUCCUGGGCUCCGUGGGCGUGCUGGCCCUGGUGUGCGUGGACCGGGUGCAGUUCUACUUCCAGUACCCACACAUCACCAAGCUAGACGAGGUGGCCGCCCCGCUCAUGGUGUUCCCGGCGGUCACUUUCUGCAACCUCAACGCCUUCCGCUUCAACAGGGUGACUCGGAACGACCUGUACCAUGCCGGGGAACUGCUGGCGUUGCUCAACGGCAGGUAUGAGAUCCGGGACCCGCACCUGGUGGAGGAAAACGUCCUGCAGGUCCUGAAGGAGCGAGCCGACUUUGACAACUACAAGCCCCGCCCCUUCAACAUGCGUGAAUUCUACGACCGGACGGGCCAUGACAUCAAGGACAUGCUGCUGUCCUGCUAUUACCGCGGCAUGGAGUGCAGCGCUGAAGACUUCAAAGUGAUAUUCACCCGCUAUGGAAAAUGUUAUACCUUCAAUUCAGGCCAGGACGGGCGGCCCCUGCUGUUGACCAUGAAGGGCGGGAUGGGAAACGGUCUGGAGCUGAUGCUGGACAUCCAGCAGGAUGAAUACUUGCCUGUGUGGGGGGAGACUGACGAGACGUCGUUCGAAGCUGGCAUCAAAGUUCAGAUCCACACUCAGGACGAGCCUCCAUUCAUUGAUCAGCUUGGCUUUGGAGUGGCACCGGGAUUCCAGACUUUUGUCUCCUGUCAAGAACAACGACUGACCUAUCUGCCGCCACCGUGGGGCGACUGCAAGGCCACCCCGAUGGACUCAGACUUCUUCAGCACUUACAGCAUCACGGCCUGUCGCAUCGACUGCGAGACGAGAUACCUGGUGGAGAACUGCAACUGCAGGAUGGUACACAUGCCGGGAGACGCCCCAUACUGCACGCCUGAGCAGUAUAAGGAGUGUGCGGAUCCAGCCUUGGACUUUCUGGUGGAGAGGGACAAUGACUACUGCGUGUGCGAGACACCAUGCAACCUGACGCGCUACGGCAAAGAAAUGUCCUUUGUCAAGAUUCCCAGCAAAGCGUCUGCAAAAUACCUCGCCAAGAAGUUCAACAAGACAGAGCAGUACAUAGCAGAUAACCUUCUGGUUCUGGAUAUCUUCUUUGAGGCCCUCAACUACGAGACCAUCGAACAGAAGAAAGCCUACGAACUGGCAGGCCUUCUGGGUGACAUCGGGGGUCAGAUGGGGCUCUUCAUUGGAGCCAGCAUCCUCACCAUCCUCGAACUCUUUGACUAUCUCUAUGAGGUGAUCAAGUACAAGCUGUGCCGAUGCGUGAAGAAGAAACACAAAGGCCGCAACAACAACGACCGGGGAACUGUGCUGAGCCUGGAUGAUGUGAAACACCAUACUCCAUGCGACAACCUACGCACGCCAUCCACGUACCCAGGCAACAUGCUACCUCAUCACCCGGCCCAGGGAAACUUUGAAGACUUCACUUGCUGAGUGCGGUGAUGUGGAGUGAAGCACGUGUGGUGUUGCAACCAAAGUCGACCAUACAGCAAGAGUAUCGGGUGUGAAGAAACUCAUAACAGAAGCACUUUUGUACGCAGGAAUCGGAGGAACUGUACACCUGAAACACACACGAGCGUUUCUGAUCCAUUUCAUGCAGGACUCGUAUUUAUGUAAUCUUCUGGAGCACUGCCGCUAAAGGAGACGCCUCGUCAAGUCGGACCUCCCGUGAGAACAAAAGGGAAAAUGUACAGUUAUCUCGUUGUAGAAAAAGAGACCUUUCAUAUACGUCACCACUAGAGAGCACACAUCCUCCCUUGCUUACGACACAUGUAGCCACAUCAUGGUGUGUUCACAGCGAGGAAUGGCGGCAAACAACGACAACUUCAGGUCCCAUCAUGUAAAUGCAUGCUCGUGUUUGUCCAUUUGCAUGUCCUUUAGUAUUAUUUGCAUUAUUAUUUUUAUAUGUAGACAUCUAUAUGAAUAUAUUCAAACACACAAGUACCAAGUUUGCCUCAGUGACAUCUCAUGUAUUUUAUCUGUGGGUGUGUGUGUGUGUGUGUGUGUGUGUGUGUGUGUGUUUGGGAGAGAGAGAUUGCAAAGUGUGUGUGUGUGUCAAUCAUGCGCGUGGUUAGGCCACCUGUGUCGCAAAGGGACUUUUAUGUCUCUCUCUCUUGCUUAAGACUAUGUCCAAAAAAACAGCCCUAUUGAUUUUGAGCAACAUUUAAGUUGUCUGAGGUCAAAGGUCAAAUGUGAGUACAUGAUAUAUUUCUUUCCUUCUCACUAGCGCUCAUCGGUCUUUCAGAUUUGGAACUCUCUGUGAUACUGUAAUUCGUAGAGGCGGUCCACACGGACCUAAUGAGGGUAAGCGGCAUAGAAAAAGAUGGAUGGAUGUCCACACGGAAACGUCGUCAGGUCAAAACGGCCAAGUAUUUUAUUGUUUCAGCCUCUCAUCCACACGGAAACGCCAUUCUGGGUGCCUUGAAAUGGUAUUUUUUGAAAAUGGUUUCCAGCAGGGGAAAAUCUGAAAAUGCCGGCUUGUUGUUUCCGUGCAGACAAGCGAUUUGCUGCUUUAUGAAAACGAUGGCGUCACCAACCCGUCACCGUCACGUGACCAGAAGUUAGCUCUCAACGACAAGCCAACAUAAUAUCUGAAUGCUUCAACUGGCAUGACUCACCCCAGUCGACAUUUUCCAGAUAUUUUGUGGUCUUAUACUCCAAAAUAACUCACAGAAGUAAUUCCAUUUUGUCAUAAGCGGAAGAUGACGGACUCAUGCGUAUGCGUUCUUUCUUCUUCUGUAGUUUGGUGUGUCACGUGGUUCUGUCCCAUGUAGGUGUGCCUUGUGUACUACAUCCUUUUCACCCAGUGAUCCGUUUCUGCAAGUAUUUUCUAAUUGGAAAAUCGCAGGAACGUUUUCAUGUGGACAGGACCUUAGGUGUCGUGACGACAACCCGGUUGCUUUGGAAAGGUUUGCCGCCUAAGAUGGCAGAAGCGGUUGAGGUCAAAGGUCAAAGCAGUACAUUGUGACCUCAGUGCUAGUAACAGUUUUCAAAUGACCCUCUUUAAACUUUUAGUGUUGUUCUGUGUCACAGCAAGAACUCUGUUGCCUUUGAAUGUUGCCUGAUUCAAGAUGGCCGAGGUAGAAAGAUAAAAAAAAGUGUUAAUGUCGUACUUGUGACCUCUACCCGUAACAAUGUUAAACCAAGCCUUUUUGAACUUUCGGGGAUUUGUUCUUCUGUGUCAGAGCAACAACCCUAUUGAUUUUGAAUGUGACCUGAUUCAAGAUAGGAAAAUAACAAGGUUACCUCCACCAAAAAUAAUUUCCAACCAACUUUUAAACUUUUAGCAAUCCUGUUUCACAGCCACAGCAAGAACCCUAUUGCUUUUAAAUGGAGUCGAGGACUCUAGGAUGUACUAUCCUAGGUGUCGAGCACAGCUGAGGUCAUUGGUUAGAUGAGCAUUUACAUAUUAUCGCUCGACCAGUAACAACUUUCAACCGACCCUCUUCAAUCGUGCAGGGAUCCUUGUUGCGUGUCAGAGCAAGAACCCUAUUGCUUUUGAAUGUUAUACUGUCAAACAUGGCUGAGGCAGUUGAGAUCACUCAUUUUCUUUAAACACCCAAGGUUCUUUGAUGUGUGUCAGAGCAAGAACCCUGUUCCUUUUUAAUGCUAUGUAAUUAACAGGUGGCCAAAACCAACGUUAAGUUGAAGGUAAAAUCAAUACACCUCUUGAUCUUUAAUCUGCGUGGGCGUAAAAGAACCUGUUUAUUUUGAAUGUCAUCUGAGGUUCACACUACACACUACAUGUUUUAGCCGCACACUACUAGUUGCACUUUUCAAUUGGUGACAGUUUAGCGCCUUUUGUGUUCUCUUCAUUUCAAGCCAUUGCUUGUCCUUCCCGCCAUCAUCUUUUCAAGAGUUGUCGACUUUUGUGUUUGUGGGGCUGUUCAAAGUGUGUAAACUCUGUGUUGUUGUUGCAGACGUCUAAUGAAAGCACAAUAACACGACAAGGUGUGUAUGUAGAGCUAAUGUAAAAAAGAAAAGCUACUCUUCUUCUUAUUCUUCUCUAUAUGAUUACUAUUGUGCCGAUAUGACUGUUUUCUUUGCUUUCUUAUGAAACACGCUCACUAUUGCCUGGUAAUCUUCUCUCCAUCUCCCAGGUAACGGGCUGUUUUAUUUAGUUAUCCAAGCAUAAAUAAAGUGUAAAUAUC
Messenger RNA from Dunckerocampus dactyliophorus (ringed pipefish), 5065 nucleotides. It is a transcript of the gene asic1b, whose product is annotated as acid-sensing (proton-gated) ion channel 1b. Gene Ontology annotation, cellular component: membrane. Lineage: Eukaryota; Metazoa; Chordata; Actinopteri; Syngnathiformes; Syngnathidae. The transcript has 11 exons. Gene Ontology annotation, biological process: sodium ion transmembrane transport. The coding region runs from base 780 to 2348 and encodes 522 amino acids. The record is from RefSeq and is a predicted model, not a curated record.